Tupaia belangeri chinensis (Chinese tree shrew) is the source of this 2806-nucleotide messenger RNA. RefSeq names its product squalene epoxidase (gene SQLE). The record is from RefSeq and is a predicted model, not a curated record. Gene Ontology annotation, molecular function: flavin adenine dinucleotide binding; squalene monooxygenase activity. Gene Ontology annotation, biological process: cholesterol metabolic process; sterol biosynthetic process. The transcript is spliced from 11 exons. Bases 758 to 2485 code for a protein of 575 amino acids. Lineage: Eukaryota; Metazoa; Chordata; Mammalia; Scandentia; Tupaiidae. Gene Ontology annotation, cellular component: endoplasmic reticulum; membrane.
CAGCCAUUCGCCGGCGGGGAAGCGGAGUCGGGGACCUGCAGGCUCAGGGGCUGAUGUAUCGGGAGCCCUUUGAGAAGUCGAAGAGAGGUAGUAGCUGCGAGGCCCUGCCCUGAGCCGCACGAGGGGAUCCGAGGCCAUCUUCUGUUCUCGAGAAGGCAGCCCGGCAUUUUCCCCUGAGGGAGGAGGGCGAGCUGUGUGGUGUCGCCUCCGCGGAGUACGACCGGCUCUCCCUGCCCGCCGCCUCGCGCCUUCGGGCCGCCGCAGAGCGCGUUUCUUCGAGCCAAGGUACUUCUCUGACUUCUCCCUUCUCAGUCCCUUCUGCAAGGCACCUGCUGCUGGUGUCAGAAAAGAAAAAUUUUGUAAUACGACAAACCAACAACAAAAUACAGAACGUCUCCUGCAACCACCACCAGCUCUCCCACCCCAGAAGCCCUGUCUACAAAGAAGAAAUAAAGGAAUAAAUGGAUCACCUGAAGGAGGAAGGGAGUGUCUAGUCAGAAACUGUUGGAACAGGCAACUUUUAAAUACUGCUUUCUAAGUCCUGUACAACUUUCGCCCUUUAAACGUUUAUGGCUCACUUUAUAUGAUCUUUUAAAUUGCUCUAAUUGACUUGUAAUCCUGUGCCAGUGUUUCUGGAGUUCGCCUCCUUUUGGUACUACGUUUUGGGGAGCACGGCUAAUCACCAAAAACCGUUCUGUGAAAAAAAAAAAAAAAAACCUCCAGCCUUUACCAGUGCUACCAAAGAAGCCUUUGAACCAUGUGGACUUUUCUUGGCAUUGCCACUUUCACCUACUUUUACAAGAAAUGCGGAGACUUCAUGACUUUGGCCAACAAGGAGCUUCUCUUGUGCGUGCUGGUGUUCCUUUCGCUGGGCCUGGUGCUCUCCUAUCGCUGUCGUCACCGAAACGCGGGUCUCCUCGGGCGCCAGCAGAGCGGCUCCCAGUUCGCGGUCUUCUCUGAUAUUCUUUCAGCUUUGCCUUUCAUUGGCUUCUUCUGGGCCAAGUCCCCUUCUGGAUCAGAAAAUAAAGAAGAGCAUGAGUCCAGGCGGCGGAGAAAAGGAACCAAUAUUUCAGAAACAACCUUAAUAGGAACAGCUGCUUCUUCUACAUCAAUAUUUUCUCAAAAUGAUCCAGAAGUUAUCAUCGUGGGAUCUGGCAUACUUGGCUCUGCUUUGGCAGCAGUACUUUCCAGAGAUGGAAGAAAGGUGACAGUAAUUGAGAGAGAUUUAAAUGAGCCUGACAGAAUAGUUGGAGAACUUCUGCAGCCAGGUGGUUGUCACGUUCUUGAAGACCUCGGUCUUGGAGAUACAGUGGAAGGUCUUGAUGCCCAGGUUGUAAAUGGCUACAUAAUUCAUGACUGGGAAAGCAAAUCAGAAGUUCAUAUUCCUUAUCCUCUAUCAGAAAGCAAUCAAGUGCAGAGUGGAAGAGCUUUCCAUCAUGGCAGAUUCAUCAUGAGUCUCCGGAAAGCAGCAAUGGCAGAGCCCAAUACAAACUUUAUUGAAGGCAUUGUGCUGCAGUUACUAGAGGAAGAUGAUAUUGUGACGGGAGUUCAGUACAAGGAUAAAGAGACCGGAGAUAUUAAGGAACUCCAUGCUCCAUUGACUGUUGUUGCAGAUGGACUUUUUUCCAAGUUCAGGAAGAACCUGGUUUCCAGUAAAGUUUCUGUUUCAUCUCAUUUUGUUGGCCUUCUCAUGAAGAAUGCACCACAGUUUAGAGCAAAUCAUGCCGAACUUGUUCUACUUAACCCGAGCCCAGUUCUCAUCUACCAGAUUUCAUCCAGUGAAACUCGAGUAUUAGUUGAUGUUCGAGGAGAAAUGCCAAGGAAUUUAAGAGAAUACAUGGUUGAAAAAAUUUAUCCACAUAUACCUGAUCAUCUAAAAGAACCAUUCCUGGAAGCCACUCAGAAUUCUCGUUUGAGGUCUAUGCCAGCAAGCUUCCUUCCCCCUUCACCAGUAAACAAACGAGGUGUUCUUCUUUUGGGAGAUGCAUAUAAUAUAAGACAUCCUCUUACUGGUGGAGGAAUGACUGUUGCUUUAAAGGAUAUAAAACUGUGGAGAAAACUGCUAAAGGGUAUCCCUGACCUUUAUGAUGAUGCGGCUGUUUUUCACGCCAAAAAAUUAUUCUAUUGGACAAGAAAAAGGUCUCAUUCCUUUGUUGUGAAUAUCCUUGCUCAGGCUCUUUAUGAAUUAUUUUCUGCCACAGACGAUUCCUUGCAUCAACUAAGAAAAGCCUGCUUUCUUUAUUUCAAACUUGGUGGAGAAUGUGUUGCUGGUCCUGUUGGGCUGCUUUCUAUAUUGUCUCCUAACCCUCUAGCUUUAAUCGGACACUUCUUUGCUGUUGCCUUCUAUGCCAUAUAUUUUUGCUUUAAAUCAGAACCUUGGAUUACAAAACCCAGAGCCCUGUUCAGUAGUGGUGCUGUAUUGUACAAAGCGUGUUCUAUAAUAUUGCCUCUAAUUUACUCAGAAAUGAAGUAUGUGGUUUAUUAAGCUUAAGGAGGAACCAUCUGUGAAUGAAUAUUUGGACCUCACCAAGUCCUCGGAGGCUUUUGGAAAAGGAUGUAAAUAGCAUUGUACUUUUACCACUUCUAAAGCAGACACUCUUGGACCAAGAUUGGAAUUAAUUUGAAGUUUUGUAUAUAAACAUAUAAAUACAUGCUGAGAUUUAAAAUGAAGGGUAAAUUAAGUUUAGAUAUUUAAAAGAAAUGACUGUUACCAUAAAUUAGGUUUAAUACUGAGGAAUUAAGUUUUUUUUGAAUUUGGUUAUUUGGGACAGGUUGUUGGGACAUGCAAAUAAAAUGAAGAAUGAAC